AGAAAAUGCCAUUUGGUGAGAAACAUGCUCGUUUUGGAGAUUCAAAGUCCCGAAUGGAAGAUCGCAGUCGUGUACUAACAAUGAAAUACGGGAAACAUCAGAUGGCACUGAUCCGGAAACGAAUGAAGGUUGAGAACUGGAUUGAGACUGAAGUGACCAAGCUAUUCAAUGGGAAUGAGACUAAUAACGUGGAUAUCGAUCUCGACGUGAUUCAAGAUAUUGAAGAUGUAACUGGGAAAAGAAAGUUCGCAUUCGAGCAGCUUCAAAAGGCACACUGUCCGUGUUCAAUGGACAAAAUCAUAAUGUUUCUGGAUGAACUCAUCAUUCAACUCAAUACCCUCUAAAACAGCAGUUUAUCACUUUCAGUUCACUUGUCAAAAAAAAUUUUAAAACAUUUCCUAACAUAAACUUGAUUAUUAUUUUCGUUAUCUUCUUUUAUUUUCUGUAAUAAUAUUUUUAAAAUACCUCUGAGUGUGCACAUAAUAAACUUUAUUUUUAAGUUUUUUU
Caenorhabditis elegans is the source of this 507-nucleotide messenger RNA. RefSeq names its product Protein phosphatase 1 regulatory subunit 14B (gene F55C10.5). Lineage: Eukaryota; Metazoa; Nematoda; Chromadorea; Rhabditida; Rhabditidae. Bases 6 to 344 code for a protein of 112 amino acids. The transcript is spliced from 2 exons. Gene Ontology annotation, cellular component: cytoplasm. The record is from RefSeq and is marked reviewed.